AUGGAACAUAAACUGACUGUAUUUAGUGGAAACAGACAAAACAGUAACUGUUGUAGAACGUGUAUGGUGCCAACAACUGAUGUUAUAUCAUUAUUUGAUUCCAUAAAUAUUGGAUCGGAAAAGGAAAGUUUAGAUUCCAUUCUGCUGAAAUGUACUUCAAUAAAGGUUUCAAAAACUGAUAUUUAUCCAUUAGGAAUAUGCCAUAACUGUCUGACCAAAUUGAUGGAAUCCUUCUUGUUUUUUCAAAAAUGCUACAUCACUCAGGGAAGAUUAGAACAGAUCUUCAAGAAAAAUAUAAUCCUUGAGUACAGAACCAAAGAAAACUUCCAUUUAGAAGAUACUAAUGAAGAACAAUUGGACCAGGACCCUAAUUCCAAAACAAAUGUUGAAAAUGAGAACACAAAAGCACCACAAUAUACAAAUUCAAAAAAUGCAAUGCCUGAAUGUGAAAAUAUCAGUGUACAAGAAAUUAACUCUGGAAUAAAUGAAUUCCAAGAGAACCAUUAUAGUGAAGACAAUUGCCUUGGCAAUGACUGUGAUGAAGACACUGAUGAUGAUAGUGAUAGACUCUUUGUGGAUUCACACUCAUCAGAUUGGAUUUGUGAAAGUUGUGGUGAGGUUUUCCAAACCCAAUAUAGUUUACAGAUCCAUGGAAAGUCACAUGACACUUAUAUUAAAAACCUUGCUUGCACUCAAUGUGGGAAACAAUUCUCUAGGGCGACUGACGUUAAACGCCAUAUGUCAGUUCACACAGGAGCUCGACCCUACUCUUGCCCAGCAUGCCCAAAGUCCUUUACUCAGUCUGGAUCCUUAGCAAAACACAUGAGAAAACACGAGGAGUACAAAGUAAUGAAGCCAGAAAGGCGAAAGAUGGAACAAAUGCAUUACCUCUGUUCAACAUGUGGAAAAUCUUUCAAACAGUCUUCUGUUUUGACAGUUCAUAUGAGGAGGCACAGUGGCGAAAAGCCUCAUUGUUGUACUAUUUGUGGAAGAAGGUUUGUUUCAAGUUGUAAACUAACUGUACACAUGAGAUUCCAUACAGGAGAGAAACCAUAUAGCUGCAAAUCAUGUGGAAAAUGUUUUCGACAAUCCACAGUACUCAAAAAACACAUCAAGUCACAUUCUUCCAUCAAAUCAAACCAGUGUAGUGGCUGUUCCAAAUCAUUUUCCACUUCUUACUAUCUCAAUAUUCAUAUGAGAAAACAUACUGGUGAAAGGCCUUUCAAAUGCAUUGUAUGCCUGAAAUCUUUCUCGGAUCCGAAGAACUUGAAACAACAUGAAGAAAUUCAUUCUGGAGAAAAACCCUACUUGUGUGUCCUUUGUGGAAAGAAAUUCCAGAGGAGUCACCACCUCAAGAAUCAUAUGAAAACUCACUUGAAAACCAUCUAA
Messenger RNA from Phaedon cochleariae (mustard beetle), 1389 nucleotides. NCBI's taxonomy places the organism in Eukaryota, Metazoa, Arthropoda, Insecta, Coleoptera, Chrysomelidae. The record is from the annotation of a GenBank genome assembly.